Daucus carota subsp. sativus is the source of this 1962-nucleotide messenger RNA. Its product is annotated as protein NODULATION SIGNALING PATHWAY 2. Gene Ontology annotation, biological process: regulation of DNA-templated transcription. The record is from RefSeq and is a predicted model, not a curated record. Gene Ontology annotation, cellular component: nucleus. The transcript has a single exon. NCBI's taxonomy places the organism in Eukaryota, Viridiplantae, Streptophyta, Magnoliopsida, Apiales, Apiaceae. Gene Ontology annotation, molecular function: DNA-binding transcription factor activity; sequence-specific DNA binding. Bases 178 to 1704 code for a protein of 508 amino acids.
UUAGCUAGACCUCAUGAUUUACAACUUAAUAUGCUUAGUCUAUAUAAAUUGCCUUGAACUUAACUACAAUCUACCUUCAUUGUCUCUUCUUUCAGCUGUUUCUUUUGUUGUUCAUUGUUAUCGAAAUUCUAUUCUCUCAAUAUAUAUUAUAAUAUCGUCGCAAACUAAUCUAGCCCUAUGGCAAUGGUUAUAGACGAUGAUUUCCACGAAUUUUACUUUCCCGAUUACUGUAACACUGCUACAACUACCACUACCACAACCACCACCACGAGUGCUAGCGAAGAUGAAUUGUGCAAUUGGAAUGAUUGGUCGCCUUUGAUGGACUGGGAGGCCCUUUCAAAUGGUCAUGACCAGGACUUCAAUGGCCUGUUCGAAUCAAUAAUGGAUGAUGACAGUGCAUCCUUGAGCCAGCUCCAGUCAUCACCAGAGCUCCAGCAGCACCCCUCACCGCAGCCUCACGAGCAUUCCUCACCGGAACUAAUGAUGAUCAGUCAUGAUCCUGAAGAAAUCACAAACAACUCUGAGGAUACCAAAGGGUUGAGGCUAGUCCAUCUCUUGAUGGCCGCGGCUGAGGCGAUGACGGGAGUGAAUAAGAGCCGCGACCUGGCUCGAGUGAUAUUGAUUCGGCUCAAGGAAUUAGUCUCUCCAACACAGGGGACUAACAUGGAAAGACUCGCGGCUUAUUUUACGCAAGCCCUGCAGGGCUUGCUAGAAGGGACCGGGAGUAAGAAUAAUAAUGUUCUGUUAAAUGGCCCCUACCACAAUCGAGACGAACAUCAGGCUACAGAUACACUUGCGGCAUUUCAGUUGCUACAAGAUAUGUCGCCUUAUGUCAAGUUCGGACACUUCACGGCUAAUCAAGCUAUUUUAGAGGCCGUGACGAAUGAUAAAAGGAUUCAUAUAGUGGACUAUGAUAUUAUGGAAGGGAUUCAAUGGGCCUCGUUUAUGCAGUCCUUGGUUUCGAGGAAAGAUGGUCCCCCGGGGCCACACCUCCGGAUCACGGCCUUGUCCAGGGGCGGUGGUGGUAAGAGGUCCAUUACUAGUGUUCAGGAGACCGGGAGACGGUUAACAGCUUUUGCCGCUUCAAUCGGCCAACCUUUUUCAUUCCACCAAUCUAAAUUGGACGCGGAUGAAAGUUUUAAACCGUCGUCUUUGAAAUUGGUAAGAGGGGAGGCGCUUAUAAUUAAUUGUAUGCUACAUUUGCCUCACUUUAGUUACCGAUCCCCCGAUUCGGUAGUUUCAUUUUUAUCCGGAGCCAAGACACUAGACCCAAGACUAGUGACUUUGGUCGAAGAAGAGGAAGAAGCCGAACCUACAACCGACGAAGGAGGAUUCGUAAGUCGAUUUAUGGAAUCACUUCACCGUUACUCGGCCUUGUACGAUUCCCUUGAGGCCGGGUUUCCAAUGCAAGGACGCGCUAGAGCACUGGUGGAACGGGUCUUUUUAGGACCACGAAUUGCCGGAUCAUUAAACAGGAUCUAUCGCGACACGGAAAUAUGUUCAUUAAGCAAUUAUUUGUGCGGAAUGGGAUUUCAAAGAGCUAACAUAAGCUUUGCGAACCACUGUCAAGCAAAACUCUUGUUAGGACUCUUCAAUGAUGGCUACAGAGUCGAGGAAUUGGCAAGCAAUAAGCUUGUUUUGGGAUGGAAAUCGCGGAGGCUUCUCUCAGCUUCUAUCUGGACCUCUCCUGAACAGGAUUUGUGAAUUGUUUUAAAACUGUUUAUUUUCAUAAUAUGUUCAACUAGUUUAGUGUCAGUCCCAGUUUGCUCAGUCUUUUAGUACUUUGUUUGAGUUACUUUAGCAUUCUAUGGCAAAGCUAGAUGUUUGGAUUGAUUUUGUUAGCCACGAUCCCUUCCACUGGUUCAGGAAACUUAUGUAUAUAUUAUGCAGUGCUCUUUUAUAAGCCGCAAUAUUGCCUCUGUACAAAGCUAUUUGAUAGUAAUGGAGUAUUAUUUACAGUGA